AUGGAUCCAGGCACAGAUGUUGAUCAUGUGUUACAAUCUCUCGGCAAUGUCGGGAGAUCAGAUAUCCGUGUUAGAUAUGGAAAGUGUAACAUUGAUAUAUAUGUAAAUGACACUGAUGCCGAAUAUCAUUCAUCACAGUCAUGUUCAAAUGGUUACGCGUACGAGAUUCCAAAAGACAGAUCAACCGUUACAGAGUGGGAUUUAGUAUGUGAGGGAUCAGCAAGAUCUGAAUUUGCUCAAACCUUAAUAAUGAUGGGACAAGCUGUAGGUGCUGCAAUUUUCUCUCCUCUUUCCGACAGAUUUGGAAGGAAGCCAAUUAACAUUAUUUCGCGAAUUCUUUAUACAAUAGCCGGUGUGACUGCAAUGUUUUCGCCCUCGAUAGAAGUAUUUUCUGUAUACAGAUUGCUUAUAGGAACCUUUCAAGGAAUAAAUCUCCAGCAAACAGUGCAAUUUAUUGACGAAUCUUUAAGAUGGCUCCUUGCAAAUGGAAAAACAGAUAAGGCAAUGAAAAUAAUAAAGAAAGCGGCAUCAUGGAACAAUCAAAGUUAUGAGUCUGUAAUGAAAUCAGUAGAAAAGAAAAAUCUGCUUAUACCAAAAGAACAUAUCAUACAUCCACCAGAAAAUCAGGAAUCAAUCAGCAAAGUUGAAUCGUGUGUUAGUAAUGGAACAACAGAAUUGGACCAUACAGUCCAUAGAUACUCGGUUAUCACUGUUUUAAAGCAUAAAAGAAUUCUGAUCACAUCAUUAUUAUUGUGGGUAAUAUGGAUAACAAAUACUCUGACUUAUUACGGACUGAUGCUUACGACAUCAAGACUUGCUGGAGACAGAUAUGUGAACAACAUAUUAGCCGCUCUUUCGGAAAUUCCAGCCACAUUCGUCCAACAGAUUAGUAUCAACAGAAUAGGACGACGAUAUGUGUUAGUAAUGUUUCAUAGUUUUGCUGGUGUAACAUUGAUACUGGCCACAGUUUGUUUCACAUACUCAGGUACAUACUACUGGCUGAAACACUUUUCAACAUUUUUCUCUAUAUUUGGAAGAUUUUCUGCAGCUGGUUCUUUUAGCAGCAUAUUCCUUUACACGCCAGAGUUAUAUCCUACGAACUUAAGGAAUGUUGGACUAGGUAUGGCAUCAACUGUAUCUAGAAUAGGAUCAAUGAUAUCCCCAUUUGCUGCUACUUUGGCUGAUCAUGUAUUUUGGGGACCAGCUAUAAUCUUUGCUUUGCUGAACAUAAUUUGUACAAUAAUUCUGUUGACCUUGCCUGAAACAAUGGGACGUGAGCUACCAACAACUGUAGAAGAGAUGAAAUCAUGGGUCAAAGAUAAAAAGGGAAUAUUUGACAUCAGACGACCAAAGCAUUAUCUUAAGGAAAAUAAACAACAUAGAUAA
Molecule: messenger RNA, 1386 nt
Organism: Mytilus californianus (California mussel)
Lineage: Eukaryota; Metazoa; Mollusca; Bivalvia; Mytilida; Mytilidae
Product: organic anion transporter 3-like
Exons: 10
Coding region: 1-1386 (461 amino acids)
Biological process (GO): transmembrane transport
Cellular component (GO): membrane
Molecular function (GO): transmembrane transporter activity
Source: RefSeq, a predicted model, not a curated record